Molecule: messenger RNA, 288 nt
Organism: Mucor velutinosus
Lineage: Eukaryota; Fungi; Mucoromycota; Mucoromycetes; Mucorales; Mucoraceae
Exons: 1
Coding region: 1-288 (95 amino acids)
Source: RefSeq, a predicted model, not a curated record
AUGCAAUCGUUCUGGCUUCCCUCUGCUCUUCUCCACCAAAUUGUAUGCUUCAUUCAUCAGACCCAAACUGGAAUUGGUAUUGGCAUUGCCAAUAUGCGUGUUGCUGAUUUCAAGGCUCUUGAAAAGGUCCAAGAUACGUGCCUCCGCAUGAUAUUUGGUGGCCAUCGUGCUGCUUCCACCAUGGUGUUUCGACACAUGACAAAUCUGCCUCUGAUGCGACAACGUGUGCCUAUACUGGUGACUCAUUCUGCUUGCGUUCACAAUUCCUCCAGAAGAUGGCCUUGCUGA